Thrips palmi is the source of this 1966-nucleotide messenger RNA. RefSeq lists its product as uncharacterized. The record is from RefSeq and is a predicted model, not a curated record. NCBI's taxonomy places the organism in Eukaryota, Metazoa, Arthropoda, Insecta, Thysanoptera, Thripidae. Bases 125 to 1417 code for a protein of 430 amino acids. The transcript is spliced from 7 exons.
CUACGGAUCUGAAUCUUAAUAUGGUUGUCGGCUUUGUUUUCAUUCAUUUUGAUUUUCAGGCUUGCUUGAACUUGGAGAAAAUGUAGCAGUUUACGUGAAAUACAUGCUUAAGUAACUCAUUAACAUGGACAAGAAAAAGCUGAAAAGGAGCAAACAAGAAUCAGAACCAACAAAUUCUGUCAAUAACACUCCAAAAGAGAGUAAUGAAAUGUGUGAUAUCCUAGAUGAUCGUAGCAGUCCCGAUUUUCUGAGUUCACAAGAAUGUUUUUCUGUGGGUUGGGACUGGUCAAGCCACAUAAGUGGUAACAAGAAGCCCACAAUUCGCUUUGUUGAACGACCUGCCCCCAAAAAAUCUAAAGGAGUUCAACUCUUAGAAUGUAGUCGACCAAGACGUCUGAUACGGAACCGAAAGGCUGACAAUUUUGAUGACUCUGUAUUUGUCAAGGAAUUAAAAUCCCUAGCAGCGGGAUGUAAAGGUAUACCAGAAACCACAUCACCUGUAGCAUCGCCUCCAUCCUUUCGAAGAAAAAUGGAAGUGCUGGUCACACCUACAUCUUUUAGAGAAUCCAUGCGAAGGACUACAUGUUCGAAGAGUGUAGAGUCUUCAGCCAGUGCGACAACAACACCAAGUUCUUCUAAGGAUAACUCUGAAGAAGAAGUAAAGGACAGCCUUGAUGAUCUUCUAGAUGAUUCAUUGGGUGCAGACCUGCUCAAAUUUACCCAAGACAUAGAGCAGAGCUUAAAACAAAAUGACUUUAAGACUCCAAAACCUCAGGAUAAAGGAUUUAAUCUCUCUAGUGGGAAAAGAAGAAAUCGACUCAGUCUUAGCUCUAAAAAGUCGACUACUCCGUUGCCCAAAAGUGUGUGUCGUAGAAUUAAUGAUUUGUAUGAAGAGAAUCUCACAUCAGUUGCUCCUAGACAUGAGCCACAAGCCAUAAAUAAUAACAAUAAAGUUUCAUCCAAGAUAGAGUUUGAUGACAUAGAUGAGGCUGUGAUGUUAUCCAUUGGGAAACUUGAAGAGAAAGAAGUUGCUAAAUCUGCAGAUAAAGUUUCUAAAGAAAAUGCUAGGACCUUUACUGAAGUGGCAGAUGACAAAGGAGAGGACGACGACUUUGUGUCACCAGAUUUAUUGGAUUUGAUUGAUGUUUGGGAAAAAGAGGCAACUCAAGAGCGUGAGAGAACGAUCCGAGAAUUAAAGGAGACUAAGUCACAUUCUGCAAAAGAACAACCUCUUGUGAACAAAUUUUCAAACAAGAUGUUUCCCAAAAAACAAGAGAAAGCAAUUGGUGCAAGCAAUCAACAGGUACCAAAAAAGACACUUUCUCUUUGUAAGACAAGCACCAUCUGUACUCCAGAAGAGAUUGAGAGGAAGCGACAAGAUGCUAAAAAACGACUUCAAUUAAAGAAAAAAUGCUAAUGAUGGUAUUGUUAUAGUCUAUGAAAUCAAAAUACCAGUAUUUCUGUUUUGUGUUAAAAAUGCAGGGGACGUGGACAUUAUGCCUGAAUCAAUAUUUUUUUUUUAUUUUUAUGUGGUCUUUAAUGCCCACUAAAUCUGAAUUUUUAUUCCCAAUGAUUUUAGAUUUGGAAAAGGUGUAAUUGUGAUCUAUUUUAUGCAUUUACUUGGUUCUGAAAGCUUGUGACCAUACUCCAUUAUGUUCGUUCAGGAAUCUAUGUUCAUGCAUGAAUCUCAAUCAAUUAUGAUACUUUGUUUGAAUAAUUACAAUAGAAUUUUGUGUCAAGGUGAUGCUGUGGCUCAAAGACAAAUUUAACAUUGACAGCCUUUUUUCGUUCCCUCGUUAGUCAUCCUGAGACAAUACCUUCUUUUAUUUUGUAUGUUAGUUUUAUUUCCUUUUAGUUUAAGUUGAUGUGUCCUAUUAUCAAUGCUUCUCAGUUCAAUUGUAGUCCUAUUAAUGAUUGGUUUUGCUAAUAUGACACAUUAAGAAAUACAAAAUUUAUUAAACAAUUA